UUUGUUGUUUCUUGGUGUCUUGGCCGACAUGAUUUUUCUAAAUUAAUUCAGUGUUUAGAGAAAAUAUUGAGUUUUUUGGUGCUAUCGACUUUAUUUUAAAUUUUAUGUAACGUGAUGUCUUUAGAUAAGCAAGUUAUACUAAAUGAACUUGGAAGUGUUAUGAAUAAAUUACAAAGUGCUGACUGUGGGUGUAUGGGAAAAUUAUUUUCAAAUUCAAACGGAAUAAAGCAAUCGACAAUGAAUGGUCAUUGUAACAUGGGGUGUAAUGGCAUGAUGGGAGCGCAACCAAUGAUGAACAAUAAUCCCAUGAUGUGCAAUAACUCUAUGAUGGGCCAUAAUCCUGCGAUGGCUAACGCCGCUAUGAUGGGCCAGAAUCCCACGAUGGGCAAUCAUCCUAUGGCAGGCAAUAAUCACAUGAUGGGUGGUCAACCAAUGAUGGGAAGUCCUCUGCCCACUUGUGGUGGCUGCAGGCGAGGUAUUUGCGCCGGUCAUGGCAAUACGGCAUGUCCUGGAGGUCAAAAUAUGGCUAUGCAGUACAAAAUGGCUAGCAAUGCUCCCAAGACGUAUGCUGAAACUUAUAACUACCUCAAAGAAAAUCUAAUGCAGCCUGUUGUCCAGGAGGUCUAUGAAGAUUUGAAGUCGAUUACACCCGAAAAUACUAUAGGUAACAACCCCAUGGCAGCUACCAUGGGCUUGGUGGCUGGUGGCCCAAAAACAGGUAAUGCUCAAAGCAUGGGUGGAAUGGCCAACCAAGUGGCCAAUAGUGGACAAAACCACAUGAUGAUGGACCAAUCAAGUAGAAAGAACGGCUUUGGUAUGCACCAAUCAGGACAAGGUGAUAUGGGAAUGGCAGCCAAUCACCAGCAGUCCUUUAAUAACGCUAACAGUAUGGGAUCUGAAUAUGCUCAGUAUCAAAUGCAAACAAAUGGGGGUUUCCAUAAUCACCAGAAUAUGGGUCAAACGGGUGGAAUGGGGCCCCAAAUAUCAGAAAUGAUGGGUAACUUUACAUCUCCCCCAGGGAAACCAGAAAGAACUGUUCCAUCAAAUGCUCCAAUGCAUGCCACUCCAAGCGGUCAUCCUCAAAAACCUCAACAGGUGCAUUAUAAUUUACAAAACAUGAGUCAAAGUAUUCCACAAGUACCAGGGCAAGUCAUGAACCAGCCAAUGCCUACACAACAAGCCCAUAGGAAUAUUAUGCCUGCUGUUCCUGCCCAACAUCAGUCGUAUGGUCAACAUGCGCAAGGAAUGGCUAAAUUCAAAGAAAUGUUUCCUGCUGUCAUGACAGAAAAUUUGGGCUUUGAUCCAAUGAGUAUUGCCAUUCAGAUGAACCCAGCUAAUCGUCCUAAAUCGGCGAUGGAUACGAUGAAAAACGUAACAAUGGCACAGCCAGACAAUAGAGCUGUUGGGUUGCAAGGACAAUCAAAUCUACAGAAUUUAUCCCAAGUCCAACCACUGCAACCUAUGUCUCCGGUUCAGCAGGAAGUGGUCCAACUACAAGCAACACAGGGGCAGAUGCAAUUACCUCAAUCUCAACAGCCCAAUCCACAAACUCCUCAUCAAAUACCUCCUUCACCGCAAACCAAUGGUCAAGUUCCUGUAUAUCAGAGUAAGCAGCCACAACCGAUCCAACAGCAUCAACAGCCGAAUCUGCAAAUUCCUCAUCAAAUACCUCCUACACCGCAAACCAACGGUCAAGUUCCUGUAUAUCAGAGUCAGCAGCCACAACCGAUCCAACAGCAUCAACAGCCGAAUCCGCAAAUUCCUCAUCAAAUACCUCCUACACCGCAAACCAAUGGCCAAGUUCCUGUAUAUCAGAGUCAGCAGCCACAACCAAUCCAACAGCAUCCACAAAUUGAACAACAACAACAGCUUCAACAGCAACAACAACUGCAACAGCAACAACAACUGCAACAGCAACAACAACUGCAACAUCAACAGCAACAGCAACAGCAACCGCAACAGCAACAGCAACAGCAACAGCAACAGCAACAGCAACAGCAACAGCAACAGCAACAGCAACAGCAACAACAACAACAACAACAACAACAACUUCAAAACCAACAGCAAAUCCUGCAGCAGCAGGUCCAAAUGCAGCCGAAACCUCAACAAGAACAAAUCCCGAUGGAGCGUAUAAUGCCUGUUGAUAAAUCAAGAAGUUUAAAUUCUUCUUGGGAUCGCAGUUAUGGGAGAAGUAUCACAGGGCAAGCAAGCUACAACACUCUGGGACAACCGGUCCAGCUGUGCCCCCCUACUGCAUACCGUGGUGAUGAUCCAAGAUUACCUCAGACCCUUUCACCCUCUGCACAAUACGAACCUCGACGAGUUUUCUCAAAAGUCAAGAAUACAACCAGCAAAACCUCUAUAACUGGCAACAGAGCUGUCGCAGGCUCUCCAAGUAGAAAUCAGCUUCAGCAAAUAUACCAUCAGUAUAAGGGAUCCCAUUCUAAUACGCAGCAAAAUAUUUCCCAUGGAAACAAAACCACGCAUUCCGAGGGACAAUUGGCUUAUGCCGAUCCUAAUAUGGCUGCAAAUCCUAAGCUUGUACCCUUGGAAAGGGUAAUUGGUGAUGCGAGUCUUAACAAUGGUGCUACGAAGCUAGAGCAGAUAACUGAGCGAAUUGGUGACACACCGGAUCCGAAUGAGCCAACUCAAAAGCGAUCAUUAGCCCAAGGAAAGAUCAGGAACGGCCUCCAAGAUAUGGUUUACACUUCGUACCCAAAAACGACUUCUUGGAGCUUCCACGGAGAUAACGCCCCUCCGAUGCGGUAUCGUCGACGAGGAUACUGAAAGUUUAAUGAAAAUUUUAAUAAUUUAAAUUGUAAUGUGUAUUUAAUUGUAUGGGUAACUAUUGAGUGUCAAUCGUCCGUGUUUUUUAAUCUAAACUAAAUAAGUAAACAACGUUAAUACUUUGAAAAGUUG
Messenger RNA from Plutella xylostella (diamondback moth), 2919 nucleotides. RefSeq lists its product as uncharacterized. The record is from RefSeq and is a predicted model, not a curated record. NCBI's taxonomy places the organism in Eukaryota, Metazoa, Arthropoda, Insecta, Lepidoptera, Plutellidae.